AUGGGCGGGGGUCGUAGCACAGGCUACGACUGGGACGCUGGUCCCUGGCUCGCGGAGCCCCGUCAUCGAUUGGAAGCAUGGAUCAACGACGUCGCCAUGCACGUGUGCAGCGCGUUCAACCUGCGGGUGCGCGAGAUGGACUGGCCCCUGUGCCGCCUGGCCCUGUUCCUGGACCCGCGGUACCGCGGGCUGAUCGACCCGAAGGCCUCCGUGAAGCCACUGUUCAAGCAGGCCAUCGAAAUCUCUAAGCGCCACGGCCACGGCCAGCAGAGCAACGACCGCCUGGUGUCCCAGCUGGUUGUGUACAACGCACGUCAGGAGCCGUUCGACCUGCCCCCCAACGGCAGCUCCUUCGAUGACCUCCGCCUGUGGUGGCUUUCGAUGCUGCCCCUGCCCUCCGCGGACAUGAUCGCCCAGGUUGCCCUGACCAUCCUGGACAUUGUCCCGCAUGCGGCCAGCAUGGAGCGCACAUUCAGCAUCAUGGGCUGGUUCCAGGACAAGCGGUCCAACAGGUUCAAGGACGAGACCGUCAAGAAGAUGACCACGAUCAAGACGUGGUAUGACAGCCAGGCCAGCGACAAGUCCGCCAACAACGCGAAGGCGUCGGCCUUGGAGGUCCCCACCAUCUCCAACCUCGACAUCAAGGAGCCGGUCACCCCUGGCCAGCCCGCUGCCAACCCCCAGACCGUGAACGUGGGUCCGGGCUCAUCCGCCACUCAACCGGGUCAGGGCCUGGAGCCGCAGGCCGCAGCUAACAGGCGAGUUACCAGGACGGCAGUCAAGGCGGCAGGCCAGCCAGCACCUCCGGCGACUGGCGGCUCGGAGAUCAACGCUGACUUCUGGGACGGCGAGGAUGAGUCUGCCACCGCAGAGGACGUGAUUGCGCACCUCGGUGCCAUUGGCCAGGCGGUUCAGGCGGACAUGGCGGCGGAGGUGCAGCUGCUCCGCAACCAGGGCAGCAUGUUCUCGGCCCUGAUGAUGGAGGCCAUCUAUGGCAUCGAUGAGUCCCUCGACCCGCUCGCGCCAACACAGCUGCCAGCGCCCCCCUCGCGCGGCUUGCAUGUGUGUAUGCCAGUAUUAGAUGUUUGA
Messenger RNA from Volvox carteri f. nagariensis, 1089 nucleotides. RefSeq lists its product as uncharacterized. The record is from RefSeq and is a predicted model, not a curated record. NCBI's taxonomy places the organism in Eukaryota, Viridiplantae, Chlorophyta, Chlorophyceae, Chlamydomonadales, Volvocaceae. Bases 1 to 1089 code for a protein of 362 amino acids. The transcript is spliced from 2 exons.